Messenger RNA from Schistosoma mattheei, 447 nucleotides. The record is from the annotation of a GenBank genome assembly. NCBI's taxonomy places the organism in Eukaryota, Metazoa, Platyhelminthes, Trematoda, Strigeidida, Schistosomatidae.
AUGAUUCGUGAAGUUUAUGAGCAUAUAUAUACAACUGUUGAUAUUAAUGGGUCAGAAGAAGUGAAAGCAAGUGCAACAGCCAAAGCUACUGUCGCAGCUUUUGCUGCAAGUGAAGGACACGCUCAUCCACGUGUCAUAGAACUACCAAAAACUAAUGAAGGUCUAGGUUUCAAUGUUAUGGGUGGUAAAGAACAAAAUUCAUCUAUUUACAUAAGUCGAAUUAUUCCUGGUGGUGUUGCAGAUAGUCAUGGUGGUUUAAAACGUGGUGAUCAAUUGCUAUCAGUAAAUGGGAUUUCUGUGGAGAGUGAACAUCAUGAAAGAGCUGUUGAACUUUUGAAAUUAGCACAAGGUACUGUGAAACUUGUAGUAAGAUAUACACCACGUAUUCUUGAAGAGAUGGAAGCACGUUUUGACAAGCAAAAAGCUCGACGUCGGCAACUUAGUUAA